CUCCCCCGCCCCUUGAGGAGGCACAAACGCUGAUGGCAAGCAAAUUACUGGCCCAGUGCUGAGCAGAAAUGGCUGCAAGUGGCCGAGGUCUCCGCAGGGCCGUGAGCGCCUGGCCCUGGCCUGCGUGGAGACGAGCUCACUGGGAAGCCACGGGGCGCCCGAAGCCUGAGUACGAUGCGGUGGUGAUAGGAGCAGGUCACAACGGGCUGGUGGCUGCGGCCUACCUACAGAGGACGGGGGUGAACACAGCCGUCUUUGAGAGACGCCACGUGAUCGGGGGCGCAGCUGUCACGGAGGAGAUCAUUCCAGGGUUCAAGUUCUCCCGAGCAUCCUACCUCCUCAGCCUGCUGAGACCACAGAUCUACACUGACCUGGAGCUGAAGAAACACGGGCUGAGAGUUCAUCUUCGAAACCCCCACUCCUUCACCCCCAUGCUGGAAGAAGGCACGCGGAGCAAGGCGCCCAGGUCCCUACUUUUGGGCACAGACAUGGCGGAAAACCAGAGGCAGAUUGCCCAGUUCUCGCAGAAGGACGCCCAGGCUUUUCCCAAAUACGAGGCCUUCAUGAAUCGCUUGGCAUCAGCCAUCGACCCUCUGCUGGACGCAGCGCCCGUGGACAUGGAGGCCUUCCGGCGGGGCUCCCUGCUGCAGAGGCUCCGGGCGCUCUCCACCCUCGCACCCCUGCUGCAGGCAGGCCGCAUCCUGGGGGCCCAGCUGCCCCAGUAUUACCAGGUCCUCACGGCUCCCAUUACCAAGGUGCUGGAUCAGUGGUUUGAGUCCGAGCCUCUAAAAGCUACUCUAGCAACGGAUGCUGUGAUUGGAGCCAUGACAAGUCCCCACACUCCAGGGAGUGGGUAUGUGCUGCUGCAUCACGUGAUGGGGGGCCUGGAGGGGAUGCAGGGGGCCUGGGGCUACGUCCAGGGAGGCAUGGGUGCCCUCUCGGAUGCCAUCGCAACCUCAGCCACCGCGCACGGAGCAAGUAUCUUCACUGAGAAGACGGUGGCUAAGGUGCAGGUGAGCAGUGGACGCGUGCGAGGAGUGGUGCUGCAGGACGGCUCGGAGGUGAGGAGCAAAGUGGUGCUGUCCAACGCGGAGCCCCAGACCACCUUCCUGAAGCUGACACCACAGGAGCUGAGAAAUGGGGUGAUCAAGGGAGCUGGAACUGCAUGGGGUAGGAGAUGCAAGGGCCAAGUCUGUCCACCUUUGGGGAAGCCAGUCCUCCUCUUUCUCACCUCGCAGACGGGUAACAAACAGGGCAGAGCCUCACAGGAAUGGCUUCCCGAAGAGUUCACACAGAGGAUCUCUCAGCUGGACAUCCGGUCGCCGGUCACCAAGAUCAAUGUGGCUGUCAACCGGCUGCCUGACUUCCUGGCGGCCCCCAAUGCUCCCAGGGGCCAGCCGCUGCCCCAUCACCAGUGCUCCAUCCACCUGAACUGUGAAGACACCCACCUGCUCCACCAGGCCUUUGAGGAUGCCAUGGAUGGCCGGCCCUCCCACAGGCCUAUGAUUGAGCUCUGCAUCCCUUCCUCACUGGACCCCACGCUGGCUCCCCCCGGCUGCCACGUGGUCUCCCUCUUCACUCAGUACACGCCCUACACCCUGGCCGGAGGCAAAGUCUGGGAUGAGCAGGAGAGAAACGCUUAUGCAGACAAAGUGUUCGACUGCAUCGAGGCCUACGCCCCUGGCUUCAAGGGCUCUGUGGUGGGCAGAGACAUCCUCACUCCACCUGACUUGGAGAGAAUCUUUGGGCUUCCUGGAGGGAACAUAUUCCAUGGCGCCAUGGCCCUGGACCAGCUCUACUUCGCCCGCCCCACGCCCCUGCACGCCGGCCACCGCUGCCCGCUCCCAGGCCUCUACCUUUGUGGAAGUGGGGCCCACCCUGGAGGAGGGGUCAUGGGAGCUGCUGGUCGCAAUGCAGCCCACGUGGUCUUGGAGGACCUCAAGAGCCUGUGACCCUGGCCCAGGAAGAACUGCCCUUGAGCUUGGAGGUCCCCACGGGGCCAUCUGUCCAGGCUAUGGCUGAGGCAGACCAGUACUCACGGCUCAAGCGACUAUUUUAGAAAAACACAUGCAAGUUACAUUCGGCACUGGCUAACCUUGUAUCCAGGGCUCAUGAUGAACUGCUUUUGUUGUAGUAAAAACAAUGUUUUGUACAGUCUGCAUUUUUCUAUAUAUU
Myotis brandtii (Brandt's bat) is the source of this 2175-nucleotide messenger RNA. It is a transcript of the gene PYROXD2, whose product is annotated as pyridine nucleotide-disulphide oxidoreductase domain 2. The transcript has 17 exons. The coding region runs from base 69 to 1952 and encodes 627 amino acids. The record is from RefSeq and is a predicted model, not a curated record. Gene Ontology annotation, molecular function: oxidoreductase activity. Lineage: Eukaryota; Metazoa; Chordata; Mammalia; Chiroptera; Vespertilionidae.